CUUUCCCAAGAUGGUGGUAGUCUCUGUAGCUUGUCGUGUGGGAUAUAGAAAAGUUCCCUCCCUGUGUUACAGGUUCUGUUCCACCUACAUCAGGAGAAUGAGAUAUUUGUCUGAGCUAAAAGAAGAUGACGCUGCUUGCAGUCAAGCCUACAACUCAGGGUCUUUCUUUCUGUUUCACAACCUCUCUCCCUUCUUGCAGCAAAAAGGAAAAAUGUUCUUGGCUCCAAAGAUAAAUGCACCAGAAAUGAAAAGAAUCCUCAUGAAACUCAGCCGGAGUGAAAGGCAGAUAGAGGACUCCAUGCUGGUUGGCUGUUCAGAGGAGUGCACACCGUACUUUGCUUUGGACCUAGGAUCCUUAGAGAGAACCGCCAUUGAAUCUGAACUUGGUGGGUCGUUUGCAGAUUCGCGGAAAACAUUCUUUCGAUUAGAAGAGGAACAUACAGCGCUGAUUUUCUCGGCUCAGGCUCUCCUUCGCUGGCAUAACAACAAUAAGUAUUGUGGAAAAACCGGGCAGCCCACCAAGAAGAACCUGUCUGGGAGCAAACGGGUGUGCCACAGCAGUGAAAUAAUCUAUUAUCCACAGAUGUCUCCAGUGGUUAUUACUUUGGUAUCUGAUGGGAGUCGGUGUCUUCUGGUACGGCAAGCAUCAUUUCCUAAAGGGAUGUACACGGCUCUGUCUGGCUUCUGUGAUAUGGGUGAGAGUCUGGAAGAGACGGUCAGACGGGAAGUGGCUGAAGAGGUGGGAUUAGAAGUCGAGUCUCUCUGGUAUUCUGCUUCUCAGCACUGGCCAUUCCCAAACAGCUCCUUAAUGAUAGGCUGUCAUGCCACGGUGUGCCCACAGAAGAGCAAGAUCAGUAUCAACAGACAGGAACUAGAAGCUGCCAAUUGGUUCAGCCUUGAGGAGGUGGAGCAAGCCCUUGGAAGGGCACCAAAUCCUUCCCAAGAGGAGGAGGACGACCUCUCCUUUUGGGUGCCGCCUAAGCAAGCCAUCGCCCACAGGUUGAUUCAGGAGUGGGUGAAGAAGCAGGCUGUCAUACCUGCUUAGAAGCAAUGAGAAAUCAGCCUUUGUUUCCGAAUCCCAGCUGUUCCAGACCUAAGAUUCUCUGUCAUCCAUAUGAUUGGAACCACGAUUGCCUUUAGCCAUGCAUCAGGGAUGAAGCCAGAUUUAUCAACCAUGGUAAUUACAAGCAAGAGAAAGAUUGUUUUAUUGUUAAAAAAACUGAAAACUGAAAGUGCUUGUUACACAAACUUGGGCAGUUGCUGAGCCUGAUGUGAAAGGUUGCUGAACAAGGGAGACGAAGGGAGUUUAAAGUUAUAAACCCCUCUGGAAGGCUUACAUGAUAAGGAACAAUAAACUGCUGGGCCUGUGAUCUGAAGACGCUGCAGACAAUGAAGAACAACAAAAACAAAAGCAAGAAAAAGGCUAGAAACAAUUCAAAUGCUGACUCUUCGCCAACUCCUUAUUACAAAUCUUCAAAACAACUCAGUAUAGAUGACCUGUUAAACGUUGGAAACAUAAGUGAACUCUUCCCUCUUAGUGAAAAUAGAUUCAGCCUGUU
Molecule: messenger RNA, 1559 nt
Organism: Gekko japonicus
Lineage: Eukaryota; Metazoa; Chordata; Lepidosauria; Squamata; Gekkonidae
Gene: NUDT13
Product: nudix hydrolase 13
Exons: 10
Coding region: 11-1045 (344 amino acids)
Molecular function (GO): metal ion binding; hydrolase activity
Source: RefSeq, a predicted model, not a curated record